AUGCAAUUCUCGAUACGCGCCUUCGCCAUCCUGCUGGCGCUGCCUGCUGCUGUGCGGGCCGUCUUCGAAGAUGAAGUCAACCACAUAGACUACCACCACGAGCUGCUUGGAGUCCCGCAGCGCGAGACCACCUUCUUCCACCGGCCGAGACCCGACGACAAGGCUAGCUUGCUCUACACUCUGAGCGAUUUGGGCGUGCUUGGCGCCGUCAACCCCAGUACUGGCUCCAUCGUCUGGCGACAGCUACUGCAGAACAACAUUACCAGCCAAGGCGGGCACCUGAGAGCGGCCGCCGAUGCGAAAUGGGUCGCCAGUGCUCUGGGAAGCUCUGUGCAGGCGUGGGAUGCUCUCACCGGACGCAAUAUCUGGUCACUAGACUUUGACGGCCAGGUCAAAGACCUUGAGGUCAUGGAGUUGACUGAGAAUGGCCGAAAGGAUACUCUGGCCCUGUACCAAGAGCAGGGUGCCACAGUAGCGCGACGAAUCCAUGGGAGCGAAGGUCGCGUGGUUUGGGAGUUCCGAGCUGUCAACGACGACAUCCCGCUCCAAGUCAGCACGAAUUCGGAAAAGGUCUUCGUCGUGAGCCUUCAUGGCUCCUUCCUGUCAUAUGGCCUGAAGGUCACGGUCCUGGACCCCCUGACUGGCAAGAAGCUGGAUGAAAUCACCAUUGGAACCAAGGGAGAGGUCCAGAAGGAGCAGGAUGUUAUGUUCGUGGGAGCUAACUCGGCUGCACCUGUCGUCGCUUGGACGGACAAUGCCAUGACGAAGCUCAAGGUCAAUGUUCUGGGAACCAAGGGCAAGACCGAGUUUCCUCUGCUCGCUGACACAAGAACCGUCGAGAUUCACGCUCCGCAUCACGUCCAGUCCCAGCCCCAUUUCCUGGUUCAGAGCCGAACGAAAACCGCCAACAAGGCAGACGUUUUCCACGUUGACCUAAAGAGCAACGCCAUCACCAAGGCCUACGACCUACCGCUACUAGACGGUGAGAGUGCUUUCUCAACCAGCACCGCCGGUUCUAAUGUCUACUUCACUCGUGUUACGCCCGACGAGGUCCUCAUCGUGGCCUCGACGUCGCACGGAGUCCUGGGCCGAUGGCCUUUGAAGGGGGCUGAUGCUAAAACCGAAGCCCUGCACGCUGUUUCCGAAGUUGUCAAGAAGAGUGAGGAUAGCUUUGCUGUCCGAUCUGCCGCUGUGCUAGAUUCCGAUGACUGGGCUAUGGUGCGUAAUGGCGAGGUUGCGUGGACCCGACCUGAAGGACUCAGUGGCGCCAUUGCGGCCACAUGGGCUGAGAUCCCGGAGUCCGAGGACUUGGCCAAGACUCUCGAUGCUGAGGCUCACAGCAACCCCAUCGCGGCCUACAUCCACCGUGUAAAUCGGCACAUCAAUGACCUCCAGUAUCUCCCUGCCUUCCUCCAAUCCGUUCCUGGUCGUCUCUUGAGCACUAUCCUGGGCACCGACAUUCUAGGAGGCACCAGUACUGUUCUGUCUCGCGACACGUUUGGCUUCAAUAAACUGGUGGUCUUGGCCACUCAGCGUGGCAAGCUGUAUGGCCUUGAUGCCGGCAACCACGGCAGAAUCGUCUGGUCCAAGUCAGCCCGCGAGACACCAUCGACAAACCCCUGGAACGUCAAGGCAAUCCACGCUGAUGAUGCCAAGGGCUUUGUCACCAUCCGUGGCGCCGAUGGCGAGUACAUCAUCGUGCAUUCGGAUACGGGCAAGACCGUUGAAACCAUGGGUCCUGGCCUUUGGCCUCCCGUGGAAAGUGCCGUACUUGUUGACAGUGCCGCUGGGCCCUGGCUCCUGCCCAUCGGACUUGAGGGAAAGAUUGGUGAGGUGCCACUCCAAUUUGCUCCGAAGCAGAUUGUUGUUGUUCGAUCGGCUAUCAACGAACUGAAAGGAGUUACUUUCGAGCCUAAGGGCGAGCAGGCCGUCGAAAUUCCGGCUUGGAUUUAUACGACCAAAGCUACCCAGCGCAUCGUCGACGUGGCAACGAGAUCGAAACAUGAUCCCAUCGCAUCGAUCGGCCGCGUCCUCGGAGACCGAAGCGUCAAGUACAAGUAUCUGAACCCGAAUGCCAUCGUUGUCUCGGCUGUCGACGAUGCAGCAUCUACUCUGACUGUCUCCUUGCUCGACUCGGUUUCAGGCCAAGUCCUGACAUCAUCAACGUAUGAAGGAGUUGACACCAACCAGGAGAUUACAUGUGCAGUGGCAGAAAACUGGUUUGUGUGCACAUUUUUCGGCGAAUACACCCUUCGGGAGUCUCCCGCACAGCUUUUGAAGGGCCACCAGCUUGUUAUCUCUGAUCUAUACGAAUCGGAGCUCAGCGACGACCGUGGUCCACUAGGCAACUCUGCCAACUUCUCCUCCCUCGAGCCGAUCGAUCUCGCGUCCAGCCUCGUACUCCCAUCGGUUGUCUCGAAGACGUUCGUUCUGUCCGGUCCUAUCAGCGCAUUGGCCGUGACGCAGACGCGACAGGGCAUCACCACGCGCCAGCUUCUUGCCUACGCCCCUGAGCUCCAUUCAAUCAUUGGCAUCCCUCGCAUGAUCAUCGAGCCGCGCCGCAUGGUGGGCCGAGAUCCUACGCCCGCCGAAGCGGAAGAAGGUAUCACCAGGUACUCGCCGGCCGUCGAGUUGGACUCGAGAUUGAUGAUCACCCAUGAGCGUGAUAUCAUCGGCGUACAGGACAUCAUUACGGCCCCCGCCAUCCUCGAGAGUACUAGCUUAGUCUUCGCGUACGGCGUCGACAUUUUCGGAUCGAGAGUCACGCCGAGCAUGGCUUUCGAUGUCCUAGGAAAGGGCUUCAACAAGGUGACCCUGAUAGGCACCGUUGUCGCCUUGACUGCCGGUGUUCUCUUCCUUGGACCCAUGGUACGAUAUCUCCGCUUCUUCACAAAUUGA
This is a messenger RNA of Neoarthrinium moseri, 2898 nucleotides long. RefSeq lists its product as uncharacterized. The transcript has a single exon. The record is from RefSeq and is a predicted model, not a curated record. Lineage: Eukaryota; Fungi; Ascomycota; Sordariomycetes; Amphisphaeriales; Apiosporaceae. Gene Ontology annotation, cellular component: EMC complex. Gene Ontology annotation, biological process: protein folding in endoplasmic reticulum. Bases 1 to 2898 code for a protein of 965 amino acids. Gene Ontology annotation, molecular function: protein binding.